Gigantopelta aegis is the source of this 3114-nucleotide messenger RNA. RefSeq names its product transmembrane protein 205-like. NCBI's taxonomy places the organism in Eukaryota, Metazoa, Mollusca, Gastropoda, Neomphalida, Peltospiridae. The coding region runs from base 73 to 717 and encodes 214 amino acids. The record is from RefSeq and is a predicted model, not a curated record. The transcript has 4 exons.
AGAGAAACCUAUACUUAGUGUGUUGCAAGUGAAGAUAUUUUAUUUACAGUUAUUUGCGGUUAAUACGAAACGAUGGUGAAACUAGAAACAAUUAGGGUUACCCAGUUCCAGUAUUUCUCUGUCAUGGUCAUAGUGAUUCUGACGAGCUUCGUGCUGUUUCCUGGGGGGAGAAAGAUCGACGGUCAAUCGACGUUCAUCAGUCUAAUCCACUUGGGCAGCUGGGCAGCCAACUACGGGGCGCAACUCUGGGUCACCCUAGUGGCAGGAUUAACGAUGUUCUACAAUCUGCCUCGCCAUAUGUUCGGAAAGGUCCAAAGUCGUCUGUUCCCCAUGUUUUUCCUCUGGAGUCUCGUCACGGCAGCAGUCCAGCUGGGCACAUUUGUCGCACAACAUCCAAUGGAAUCUUGGCAGUCUGCCCACACAGUUGAGGUGGUCACUUUGACGACUGGUUUCCUGACUGCUGCUAUGAACUCUUUGAUACUGUCUCCGCUCAUUGUCAAGGCCAUGGUGAAGACAUUUCGUCUCGAAGUGGAAGCCGGCAUUACUGACGUCAUAGGACACGCUGACGUCACAGAGCUGAAGAAAGACCCGAUCUACAGGGAUGCCUACCGAAUGUUUAGAAGGUAUCACGGCCUUGGUGCUCUUAUGACGUUGGCGGGAUUAGCAAGCAACUCCAUACACCUGUACUACUUGACGUGUCAGUGUGUACCCAUAUGAUAACUGAACCAGAUUCAUCACAGUGCAAUGAUAUAUAUAUAUAUAUAUAUAUAAAAACUAUGAGUCUUCUAUGGCAGAGGCAUAUUCGAUUGUUUCGAAUAGCGCCUGAAGAAUCAAGCGUUUUCCACAAACAGUCCGAAAACCGGGUUUUGUGGCAUGAAGGAAAUGACGUAUUGGUUACCAGGCAACGCCGUGUGAACAUAGAUGGCUGUAAUGUAAGGGAAUCGCUGUGAUACAAUUAUCAAACGAAUCACGUGUUGGUUACCAGGCAACACCACGUGGACAUCAGUGACUGCACUGUUAUGAAAGUAUCAUGAUGCAAUUAUCAAACGAAUGACGUAAUGGUUACCAGCAACCUAAUUUGAACAGUGAGAUGGAUAUAAUAGAAUGCAAGUACUGUGAUGCAAUUAUCAACCAAACGACGUGUUCGUUACCAAGCAACGGAAAUUGAAAAAGUGAGAUGGAUAUUACAUAAUGGAAGUAUUGUGAUGCAAAUAUCAAACAAGUGACGUGUUCGUUACCAGGCAACGUCAUGUGAACAUUGGUGUCGGAAUUGUAAUGAAAAUAUACAAGUACCUUUUAAAAAAAACAAAAAACAAAAACGAUGUGAACAUUGGUGUCAGAAUUGUAAUGAAAAUAUACAAGUAUUAAAAAAAAAAUUCGAUUGUGUUGAUUACCAUGCAAGACAAUGUGUACAGCAGUGAUUUAAUUUGGCAGGUUUGUUCAAGGAAACUUAGUAGGAAGGUUGAAGACAAUAUAAAACGUUGGUUAGAUAGAGCACACUGACAUUUUAGAUUAAUACAUACAACUUGUUGCAGCGAAACCUAUGGAUUUACAUAGAGCCAGUUUAUCUAGUAGUAGUGAUGUGUACAUUUAUUUCUCCAGGUUAUUUUUCCCUUCACCCCGAGGGAGUUGCAAAAUAUAUAUUCUUGGAAGGGGGCCCAACUGUUAUUUGUGCUACAGGCCCCGCGGAUCCUUAAACCGGCUCUAUAUUAUAUACCAUCAUGACGUCAUAUCUACUGUCGGCAUUUAUUUUAUUAAUUUAUUUUAUUAACUUGAAAAGAGAAAAAACUAAAUUAUAUUUUAAACAAAUAUUUUGUAUGCUUUUUAAAAAAUUAUUAUGGUCAAAAUUAUGUUCAAAUCAUAUUUUCAUCACAUGUUUUUUUUAAAUUUUAUUUACUUCAUUAUUUUUAUUUUAUUAAAAAGUGUUUUGUGGAAUGUGAAGAAUUGGUGGAAGGGAAGCCAUCAUGGACGAACCUAGGAUUCCUGUCAUAUUUCAUCUUUCAUUAAUAUAUCGAGGGUGGACAACCAGAACUGGCUUUUUCAUAAGUAAUAAAGAUUUUCAGAAGUAGAAUUUUAACAUUUUUUUUUUUUUUUAAAUGAAAACCUAAACAUUUUGCUUUUUCAAAUUACGUGCAUAUGGAUGGAUUUCCAUCAGUCAUACUGCAUGUGUAUAUUUUUAACAAAUUAUACAAACACACAAAAACGACAAAAGCUUGAACAAAAAAUCAAAUAAAACAACAUAAUCCCUGCAUUAAAAAGAGGAACAUGUCAAUUAAUGGAUUAUUUCUCUUCGAUGCUAGUUUUGAUUUAGUAAACAAAACAAAAAAGGAAAAAAAAGAGCUGGGAAUGGCAGUCCUCGCUAUGCCGUUGCAAGGAUGAAAUCUGCAGUAUAACAUCUGUGCACCUUUAGACGAGGCACUAUGUAGAGAAUCAUGGAAUCGGCCCCUAUUUUGGCAAAUUCCCAUUCGAAUCUGUGUUGUGAUACGGCCCUGAUCACGUAUUGCGGUUUUGUCGUUGAGAUUCAUUUUCGCAAAGAGGGAACAGAACGCGUUCUGGUUGUGAACCAUGAAAACGACUAUCCCGAGUUUUCAGCCCUAGAAAAACAAAUUAAACACGCAUCCUGCUUUUUUCCCUUUUUUGUCUUGGCUACAAACUCAGGAUAGUUCCUAUUAUAUUUUAGUGUUACUCCUUUUUGCUUUAUUUAUUUAUUUAUUUAUUUUUAUUUAUUUAUUUAUUUAUUUAUUUAUUUAUUUAUUUAUUUAUUUAUCUUUAUCUCUUUCUGUUUCUUUAUUCAAGGUCGAAUUUAGAUUUAUUUCACAACAGAAACAAAGGAUCUCAUUAUCUGAAUAUUAUAUUUUGUUAAGCGUCUGUGAUGAUGAAAUGUCUAUAUAUGUUUAUAGUCAAUGUGAUGAUGAAAUGUCUAUAUAUGUUUAUAGUCAAUGUGAUGAUGAAAUGUCUAUAUAUGUUUAUAGUCAAUGUGAUGAUGAAAUCUCUAUAUGUUUGUAAUGUUAUUUGUUUUGCGUUUGAAUACGUGUUGUUAUAUUUCUAGUUUAGAUCUUAUAUUUUGUAUUGUUGCUGAUCUGCGAUAAAAUAUAUUUCAAAUGUAAACUAUCA